Molecule: messenger RNA, 849 nt
Organism: Paramuricea clavata
Lineage: Eukaryota; Metazoa; Cnidaria; Anthozoa; Malacalcyonacea; Plexauridae
Source: the annotation of a GenBank genome assembly
AUGCCUGAACGUUCAAUAAAAGUCCACCCUAAUGAUCGACCAUGGGUUAAUAGCAAUCUGAAAUCACUGAUAAAUCGUCUACAAAAAGCCUUUGCAUCUGGUAAUGUCACUCUUUUUAAAAUGUUACGUAAUAAAGUUAAUCGUGAACGAAAACGUUGUCGUAAAAGCUAUUAUCAAUCUAAAGUUCAUAAUUUACGUAACACUAACCCCCGAGAUUGGUGGCGGGAAGUGAAGCAGUUGUGUGGCACAUCUAAACUAAACAACAAAAGUGUAAAAGACCGCCUCCAUCAAGAUUUAUGGCAGGAGACAGACAUAACCCUCAGUAAUAAAAUUAACAAUGUUUUUAUAAAUGUGAUACAGAACUAUGUUCCAUUAUCUGAAGAUACGGCUGUAAUUGUACACAACGAUGAAACGCCUAUUAUUGUGACCGAGUCAACUAUAUCUAGAAAAUUGCAAGAAAUUAAUACAUCGCGUUCCAGUGGCCCUGACGGUAUUUCCAAUUGGGUUUUAAAAACCUAUUCGGAUAUUCUCGCCUCACCAGUUGCAAAUAUAAUCAAUUCUUCCUUUCAAAGCUGUAAAGUCCCUCAAAUUUGGAAGCUGGCCGAUGUGGUCCCGUUACCAAAAACAUCUACUGUCAAAGACUUGGAAAGGGAAUUACGACCUAUUUCCUUAACUUCCACUCUAUCAAAGAUAGCGGAACGUCUUGUAAUCGAAAGAGAAGUAAAACCAACUCUGUUAAAGGUUGUUGAUCCCCAACAAUUUGGCUUUAUUCCAAAUUCUUCCACUGUACUUGCCUUGAUAUCGAUGCUCCAUUGUUGGUCGAGUGCAACAGAUGGAAGUGGUUCAUCU